Messenger RNA from Ostreococcus lucimarinus CCE9901, 1546 nucleotides. RefSeq lists its product with no specific name. The transcript has a single exon. Bases 301 to 1482 code for a protein of 393 amino acids. Gene Ontology annotation, biological process: chloroplast fission; microtubule-based process. Lineage: Eukaryota; Viridiplantae; Chlorophyta; Mamiellophyceae; Mamiellales; Bathycoccaceae. Gene Ontology annotation, cellular component: microtubule; chloroplast; cytoplasm. Gene Ontology annotation, molecular function: GTPase activity; GTP binding. The record is from RefSeq and is a predicted model, not a curated record.
ACUUCGCGACGCCGAGCGCGCGCGACGAGGACGAUGCAGCAGUGCGGGUGCGCGCGACGCGCGACGACCCGACCGACGCGCGACGCGCGACGACGACGCGCGACGACGACCGACGACGACGACGACGACGACGACGAACGAGGACUGGAUAAAUAUUUGAAAUCGCGCGGGACGAUCGAUCCGACGCGCGACGACGAAAGCGCGGCGACUGACGACGAACGACGGCGACGCAGGUCGAAAAGCUAUGCGGGGACGCGCGUGGUGGGACGCGCGAGCGGCGCGCGGGCGGGCGCGCGAAGGAUGACGCGAAGAAGCGGGACGACGACGCGCGCGGCGACGAACGCGGCGACCAUCAAGGUGGUCGGCGUCGGCGGCGGUGGAUCGAACGCGGUGAACCGAAUGGUGGACGCGGAUAUUAAUGGGGUGGAAUUCUGGAUCGUGAACACGGAUGCGCAGGCGCUGGAGACGGCGGUGGCGGAUCCGAGAAACCACUUGCAGAUCGGCGCGGAGCUCACGCGAGGUUUGGGCGCGGGCGGGAACCCGGAGAUUGGGCAAAAGGCGGCUGAAGAGAGCCGAGCCGCGAUCGAACAGGCUUUGUCUGGGUCUGACAUGGUGUUCGUCACGGCGGGUAUGGGCGGUGGUACGGGCUCGGGCGCCGCGCCCGUCGUCGCGCAAGUGGCGAAGAGCGCCGGUAUUUUAACCGUCGGCAUCGUGACGAUGCCGUUCAAGUUUGAAGGACGUCAGCGAUACAACCAAGCGAUGGAAGCCGUCGAACGUUUGCGACAAAACGUGGAUACGCUCAUCGUUAUUCCUAACGAUCGCUUGCUCGCCGCCGUGGACGCGUCUUUGCCGGUGCAAGAUGCGUUUUUGCUCGCCGACGAUAUUCUUCGCCAAGGCGUCCGCGGCAUCACCGAUAUUAUUACUUUGCCGGGCUUGAUCAACGUCGAUUUCGCGGAUGUGCGCGCCGUGAUGGCGGACGCUGGCUCUUCGCUCAUGGGUAUCGGUCGUGCGAGCGGCAAGAACCGCGCGCGCGAAGCUGCCGAAGCCGCGAUUUCGUCCCCGUUGCUCGAUUUGGGCAUCGACCGCGCCACCGGCAUUGUUUGGAACAUCACCGGCGGCAGCGAUUUGACUUUGCACGAAGUCAACGAAGCCGCUGAGGUCAUCUAUGAUCUCGUCGACCCGUCCGCGCUGAUUAUCUUCGGAGCCGUCGUGAAGGAUGGCAACAGAGCCACGGAUGGUGAAGUUUCUAUUACGCUCAUCGCCACCGGGUUUUCCCCGUCGGCGGGUAUUUCUCAAACCGCCGCGCCGGCGUCCCGAUCGAACGGAAAGAAAGCCCCGGCCGCCAUCGACGGCCGCACGCCCAUCAUGGGCUGGAACACGAAGACGGAAAUCCCGAGCAACGGUAAAUCCGAACGCGAUGAAGAGCAACCGGCGUCUCGCGGCGGCAUCCCCUCUUUUUUGCGCCGCCGCAUGGGUCGCUAACGAAUCAAAGGGGAGGUUCAAGUUUUGUACACGACACACUAACACACACAUCAUAGAAGAGAUC